Molecule: messenger RNA, 765 nt
Organism: Clonostachys solani
Lineage: Eukaryota; Fungi; Ascomycota; Sordariomycetes; Hypocreales; Bionectriaceae
Source: the annotation of a GenBank genome assembly
AUGACAACCUCUGGAAUGACGCACGAUGAUGCUAUAGAUACCAUCGAUACAUUCUUCGCGGUCCUGAACACCACCAAGGCGGAGAUUGAGAAAUUGGUGGCCGAAAAGAAAGGUCACCUGUACGACAUCUUGGGAACCCACGCUUCCCUAUCAGCAAUCGAGCGCAGUGCUGCGAAUCUAGGUUUACCAUGGGGCCAUGAAAAUGCGCGUGGCCUUAUGGAAGGCACCACCCAAUUGAGAUGCGAGAAGCAACGUUAUGAAGAGGAUGUUGAAAAGGUCAACGACAAGAUUCGAGAGAUAGAUAACAGGAUGAGGAUCACAGUUCUCGGCGACUGGUCAGACGAAUUAUCACUAGAAGAGAGAGAACGCUUUAUGGGUGACUCUUGGGCGCUCUUUUUCGAGGUAAAGAAGGCAGCUCAUGAUGGGCUUAAUCUGCAAGAAUACAAGCAACCCAACCAUCCCAACCAUCCCAAGGAAUACAAGCAUCCCAAGCGAUCCAAGCAACCCAACCAUCCCAAGGAAUACAAGCACCCCAAGCAUCCCAAGGAAUACAAGCACCCCAAGCAACCCAAGGAAUACAAGCAACCUAAGGAUUACAAGGAGCACAAGCAAUACAAGCAAUACAAGGAGCACAAGCAAUACAAGCACCCCAAGCACCCCAAGCACCCCAAGCACCCCAAGCACCCCAAGCACCCCAAGCAACCCAAGGAAUACAAGCAACCUAAGGAUUACAAGGAGCACAGGCAGCCUAAGGAAUAUAAGUAA